Molecule: messenger RNA, 1181 nt
Organism: Maniola jurtina (meadow brown)
Lineage: Eukaryota; Metazoa; Arthropoda; Insecta; Lepidoptera; Nymphalidae
Exons: 6
Coding region: 219-1061 (280 amino acids)
Source: RefSeq, a predicted model, not a curated record
AUCUGCGCGAGACAGACGUGUGUUCCACUGCGUUACAUCGCGCUAAAACAAUUUUUUUCGAAACUUCGUAAAGGAUCUCCGUUGAAGUAGAUGGCUUAGUGUAUGAAUGGAGUUUUUUUGGUGAAUCAUACGAGUGAUGGGUGGCGAUCUAUGAAUUUAUAAUGUGAAAUGAUAAGUGACCGUUGUCAAGUGUUUGAGAUAAUUUAGUUUCUUCCAAGAUGACUGUACUUCUGGUUUUCGGACUCUUUAUCGUGAUAGUGACAGCGCACAACAUCACGUACCUAGAGGUGCCGCAGUAUGGCGACCCGCGGCGCGACGGCGACCUCGUCUGCCACUACGUGAGCGAGAAGGGCGACCCGCCGCUCCACUCCGUCAAGUGGUACCGCGACAACAACGAGAUCUUCCGGUUCACGCCUGGACAACAGCCUCCAACAAGGACCUUCAACACCACAGCCGGCGGGGUCUCUCGCGGCGCCUGCAACAUGCACAGCUGCUCCAUCAGCGUAGUUCUGCCCAAGAAGUACAACACCAGGAUCUCGUUCACGUGUGAGGUGUCCACUGAAGGGCCGCGGUUCGCUGUCGUCAACCAGACCAAGUACUUGACUGUUGCUGUAACGCUGAAAGAAGACCCAGUGAUAACAGGAGCAUCAGGCACCGUGCAGCUUGGAGAGGACGUGCUCCUCAACUGCUCCACCAAGCCAGCCAUGCCGCCUGCCAACAUCGUGUGGUACGUCGAUGGGAAACCAGAGAGGACGGAACCCUGGUUGAACGACAACACAGAAGUAUCACAAGCAGACGAAUACGGACUCCGUUCUAGUUGGCGCCCACUCCGAGUUAGAGUAGCUACCGGUCGAGGGUUCAUGGCCAUCCGGUGUGAGGCUACGCAACCCAGCAGGCCACCUUACACCAGGUCUACAAACGCCAGCCUCGUGGUCGCCCGGUCACCUAACUUGUCUAUGUACACUGCGUCUGGCUCAAGUUCCACUAAAACGGCGGUGGUGUUGGCGACGUGUUUUGCAGUACAUAUAUUUUCUAAAUACAGUGCCUUGAGUAAACUCUAAGCGUGGGCGGAUAGAGUUUGAUAAUUGUAUAAACGAUAGUACAUAGGUAGUUAAAACUUUCCACCCACCUUUCUCUAAUUGUAGCACUAUUUUAAGUUAUUUAUGAGAAGCAGCGAUAGC